AUGAAGUGGCUAAUCCUUGCACUAGUAUGCCUUCACCUCAGUCAGGCUAUGAUCAAAGUAUCCUUAAAACGAUUCAAGUCUAUGCGGGAAGAGAUGAUGGAAAAAGGGGUCAAUGAGCCAUUCCUACACAAGUAUUAUGAUCCAGCCAGCAAAUACAUCAACCAGUUUGCCGUUGCUGAUGAGCCUCUUGCUAACUACAUGGAUAUGUCCUAUUAUGGAGAGAUCAGUAUUGGAACUCCACCCCAGAACUUCAUGGUUCUCUUUGACACUGGGUCAUCCAAUCUCUGGGUGCCAUCCAUCUAUUGCCAGAGUCAGACUUGCAGUGAGUAUUCUUCCCUACUCCUUGCAGAUACUCUUCUCAUGACAUUAGCUCUUCCAGUUGAUUGCAUCCAAGGCAUUCCUAUUACCAAUCAAGAAUUUGGCCUAAGUGAAACUGAGCCUGGCACUGCCUUUCUCUAUUCACAAUUUGAUGGCAUCCUGGGUUUGGCCUAUCCUUCCCUUUCUGCUGGUGGUGCCACCACUGUAAUGCAGGGAAUGAUCCAGGAGAAUUUGAUAGGUGCUCCUGUUUUCAGUUUUUACCUGAGUCAGCAGCCAAGCUCCCAGAAUGGUGGUUCACUUAUAUUCGGAGGAGUCGAUUCCAAUCUCUACAAUGGUCAGAUUUACUGGACUCCAGUCACCCAAGACUUGUAUUGGCAAAUCGCGAUUGAUGGAUUCCUGGUUAACAACCAAGGCACCAACUGGUGCAGUCAGGGCUGCCAGGGGAUUGUGGAUACCGGAACAUCACUACUCACUGUUCCUGGGCAGUUCUUUCAAGAGCUGAUGCAGAACAUUGGAGCUCAACAAAACAACAAUGGCGCGUAUGUGGUUAGCUGCAAUAACGUUCAAUACAUGCCCACUAUCACAUUUGUCAUCAAUGGAAAUUAUUUCCCCCUGAGUCCAUCUGCCUAUGUCCUUCAGUAUUCUAAUAACAAUUGCCAGAUUGGCAUAAUGCCUACUUACCUGCCAUCCCAGAAUGGACAA
Messenger RNA from Protobothrops mucrosquamatus (brown spotted pit viper), 1020 nucleotides. RefSeq names its product gastricsin-like. Gene Ontology annotation, molecular function: aspartic-type endopeptidase activity. The annotation marks the transcript as partial. Gene Ontology annotation, biological process: proteolysis. The record is from RefSeq and is a predicted model, not a curated record. The transcript has 9 exons. NCBI's taxonomy places the organism in Eukaryota, Metazoa, Chordata, Lepidosauria, Squamata, Viperidae.